AUGUCCCCGAACCCGCCUCUCUACAUGCUCAAAAAGGCGCCGCGGUUCAUCCCCGGGCUCGGAACGCUCACCCUUCUCGCUGUCGGCGGCUUCGUUGUUGGUAGGUCGUCCGUCAAAGACUCUAACGUCUCUACCGCCGAGCCAGCCCAAAGGACUCCAUGGCCGCCGCCAUUGAACGACGCAUUAGACGAUGACAUCCGCCCAUACGUGCGCUCCCGCUUCCAAACCAGUGAAGUGUCGCAUAGGGGCCGGCAGAGUGAGUGCACUGACAGGGAUUGGGUCACCUUCUCCGAUCCGUCCGGCACCGCCGCUGUUUAUGAGCUUCAUCGUCUUGUCCGCGCCGACGGCACCAACGAUUGCAUGAGGCGCAUCUGGCUAACAACCACGAACCGUCAUACCGAGCCCCUUUAUCUGACCAGACGCGAGGUGGGCCUAUUCAACGGGCCGGUGCAGAAGUUCGAGGCGCAGACUUGCAAGAAGAAAGAUGAUGACGGAAGGUGA
Messenger RNA from Lasiodiplodia theobromae, 501 nucleotides. Its product is annotated as Exopolysaccharide regulatory protein Exor. NCBI's taxonomy places the organism in Eukaryota, Fungi, Ascomycota, Dothideomycetes, Botryosphaeriales, Botryosphaeriaceae. The transcript has 2 exons. The record is from RefSeq and is a predicted model, not a curated record. The coding region runs from base 1 to 501 and encodes 166 amino acids.